Molecule: messenger RNA, 632 nt
Organism: Octodon degus (degu)
Lineage: Eukaryota; Metazoa; Chordata; Mammalia; Rodentia; Octodontidae
Gene: Mrpl42
Product: mitochondrial ribosomal protein L42
Exons: 6
Coding region: 1-564 (187 amino acids)
Cellular component (GO): mitochondrial large ribosomal subunit
Source: RefSeq, a predicted model, not a curated record
AUGCGCUUCCCUGCUCUCCGGCACGUCUGCUCUGCCCCGGCCGCUGUGGGGCUGCCGCAGCCGCUGCGGACGUGCACGCUUGCAGACCGAAACUCGCUAGUCAGACCUCUGACUUCCAGGUUGGACUUAAACUUGUGGCAUUCCGUCUGUCUCAGCCUCCUGAGUGCAGAGAUUACUGGAAAGUGCCGCCCUUCCCAGCAUUAUGGAGCUUUAUCUCAUGUUUGCUAUAAAUCUACGUAUUCUUCUCUUCCAGAUGACUAUAAUUGCAAAGUAGAGCUUGCUUUGACAUCUGAUGGCAGGACAAUAGUUUGCUACCACCCUUCUGUGGACAUUCCAUAUGAACACACAAGACCUAUGCCUCAACCAGAUCCUGUCCAUAAUAUUGAAGAAACACAUGAUCAAGUGCUGAAAACCAGAUUAGAAGAAAAUGAAAGUGAAUUCCUUGAGCAAGGACCCAUGAUAGAACAACUUAGCAAAAUGUUCUUCACAACGAAGCAUCGUUGGUAUCCUCGUGGGCAGUAUCACAGACGUCGUAUGAAACUGAAUCCUCCAAAAGACAGAUGAUAUUGAGAUUCAUGGGAGAAUCGAAGAGAAAUGUUAUCCUGUGCUUAGUUUGCCACUGGAAGAAAUAC